Cylas formicarius (sweet potato weevil) is the source of this 522-nucleotide messenger RNA. Its product is annotated as pupal cuticle protein C1B-like. The coding region runs from base 19 to 522 and encodes 167 amino acids. The transcript has 3 exons. Lineage: Eukaryota; Metazoa; Arthropoda; Insecta; Coleoptera; Brentidae. The record is from RefSeq and is a predicted model, not a curated record.
CGAACGCGCAUUGGUGAAAUGAAGAUGGUUGUUCGAUUUAUAAUCGCCCUCGCUGUUCUAUCAACAGCAAGCGGUCAACAUCCAAACUCAGCCUCACCUCCGCCCACUAGAACCGCCUCCCUUCUAGGAGUCGCUUACUCCGCAGCUGCUGAUGUUUCACAUGUAGCUUUUAAAUCGCCCUUGCUGUCUUACGGUUCCCUCGCAGACAUCCACCUGCCUGCUGAACCGCUGAUUGUAAAAAACACGAUCUCGCAGCACGACGACAUUCAUACGGAUGUGACAACCGAUAUAGGAUACCGAUCCCCAACUCAGGACGACCCCCAACAAGCCACGUUGGUGAGAGUCUCGAAUCCUGGUUUUAGAUAUGUAAAUAACGUUCCUGCUCAAUACACGCAACCCGUGACGUCGACAGGUAACCAAGUGGCCGAAGAAUCCAGUCCGGUGGCUGCCCGUUACCCUGCGAAUCCCGCAGUUCAUAGGGUAGCGUUCCAAGGGGUAACAAAUUACAAUUACGGUUUUUAA